Ylistrum balloti is the source of this 1317-nucleotide messenger RNA. Its product is annotated as QRFP-like peptide receptor. The transcript has a single exon. NCBI's taxonomy places the organism in Eukaryota, Metazoa, Mollusca, Bivalvia, Pectinida, Pectinidae. The coding region runs from base 1 to 1317 and encodes 438 amino acids. Gene Ontology annotation, cellular component: membrane. Gene Ontology annotation, molecular function: neuropeptide Y receptor activity. The record is from RefSeq and is a predicted model, not a curated record. Gene Ontology annotation, biological process: G protein-coupled receptor signaling pathway.
AUGAUGCAAGUCUCUACCGAAAACACGACCUUCAGCGGAGGAAGUGUGACGCCAAUCAUAGGAUUUAAUGCCACACUUGAUUAUAAUUCAACAACCAUUUAUCAAGGAUUAAAUUUUUCAUCUAUUCAAAACGGUAGCAACUCGAAUUUUUUGGAUGAUGUGAAAAGUCUAUGUUGCGAUCCGACUACCAGUAGCCUGUUCUCCAAUGUCUGCGAGAAAAUGAUGCUAGCGUUCUUCCUGGAUUGGGAUACUUACCUAGCGAGCUUCGAGUUGGACAACAGCCCAAAGAUCAUCCUGACAGUGUUAUAUGGCGUCAUCGUGUUAAUAUCACUGUUGGGUAAUUCGCUCGUGCUGCUGACCUUUGCCUGCAACCGUCACAUGCGGUCCACCACAAAUGUUUUUAUCAUGUCUCUAGCUGUCAGUGACCUUCUCUAUACUCUCACAGCUGCACCAUUUGAUAUUGUUGUGACCUUCACUACUUACUGGCAAUCAGGAUCCUUCUCGUGUCGGAUGGUACCGUUUAUGAACAGUUUGUCCGUGUCCUGUAGCUCACUAACCCUCUGUUGUAUUGCUUUCGAUAGAUUCUACGCCCUUGUGUAUCCUCUUCGAGGAAAAAUCUUCGAGAGCCAGAUGAAAGCAUUUGCAUUGUUGCUGUUUGUAUGGGUUCUUUCCGUAGCUACAAGUUUGCCCAAAGCACAACAGUAUGAGUUAGUACCCUACCGGUCGCUCUGUGAUACAAAGUACCUGUGUAUGCAGCCGCUGGUGAAUGGGGUGGCGGAAGAGAUCCUCCAGACAUGGCUACCAUUUACAUUGCUGUUCAUGCUUCCUCUCAUUAUCAUGUCUGUACUUUACGGUAUCAUCAUCUAUCGCCUGUGGAUUAAGCGUCCCGUCGGUUCAUCAGUCCAGCACACGCAGAGCAGUCAGUUGAGAAUCAAGAAGAAAGCCAUUAAAAUGCUGCUAGUGGUUGUGUUCUUGUAUGUAAUAUGCUGGAUGCCUCUCCAGUGCUUCAGUAUAAUUACUCAAAAGUCGAACGUGCGUCCUACACAGACCAUACGACAGCUGCAAAAGUAUCUGCAGUGUUUGGCGGUGAGCAGCUGUUGUUAUAACCCUGUCAUAUAUACACUGAUGAAUGAAAAAUUUCGUAGGAAUUUUCUUAACAUUAUCACGUGUAGAAGGACGAAGGUAUUUCCACUGAUGAUCAACUCCAAGGUCGAGCAUCAGAAACGGCAGCACAACAAACGGAAGAUCCAGCCUCGUCACCAACACAAGGUGUCAGAGGAACCACCGAGCAGAGACACCUUGGAAACACGUCUCUAA